GCGUCAAAUUUAAAGACGCGUCCAGAUGAUCCUCCUCGCAAGCACACUCAUCAAGUGGUUAUCCAGAGAGUAUCUCAUCGCUUUCCGUGAUAGAUGCAUGUGCAAUGAACGAAGAUAAGUGAAGAGGAUAUCGGCGAGAGGAGGGUCAAAGAAAUGUGGGCAAAUAUAAUGCCGCUCGAUAUCUGUGCCCGGUCCGCCGAUAAGUGCAUGACCAUGACCUAACGGCGAACAUGCAUAAGUAUGUAACAUCCGCCACCUAAACCGUAUCUCUCUCUUUCCUCACCUCUAUCUGGUCCAGCCUACUCUUGUCCUCCUUGCAAGCAUCAUCGUGAAGACAUGUCGACGCCGAACAAGGUCACAGUUCUCUCACACCCGCUCAUCAAUGCACGGCUAUCCAAGUUACGAGAGAUGAGCACACCUGCGAAGGAGUUCCGAGAGGGUAUCCAUGACAUUAGUCUCAUCCUGGGAAUCGAAGCAAGUCGCGAUCUAGAACAGGAAUCCUACGAAGGCCAAACCCCCGUAGGACCUUUCACUGGGUCGCAUAUCAAGCCAAGGAUCGGCCUCACACCUAUUCUGCGUGCUGGUAUGGGCAUGACGGACGCGCUAUUGGAGUUGUUCCCCUCAGCACCCGUCUACCACCUGGGUAUCUUCAGGGAGAAGACCACACUUCAACCUGUUGAAUACUAUUCCAAGCUACCCCCAGUCCCGCCGAUAGAUUUGGUGUUCCUGCUUGAUCCUCUGAUCGCGACCGGUGGCACCGCAUGCGCAGCCAUGAACAUGGUCCUUGAGUGGGGCAUUCCAAUCAAGCAUAUCAAGUUACUUUGUGUGCUUGCCUCACAAGAUGGUCUCAAGCACGUUCAAGCUGAAUACCCCGGAUUAGAGAUUUGGGUGGCGGCUGUUGAUCCGCUCCUAACUAAGAACGGACUUAUUUCGCCCGGUCUCGGCGACACUGGUGAUCGUUUGUACAAUACCCUGAAGGACUAACUUGAGGAUGGCACGGAUACAAUUAGCAGUCAUUACGUGUUGUAAUAUUAGAAUUCCUUUUGUGAUUACAGAGUCUUGAGUUUUCUCGCGGUUGACUCGUUUUC
Messenger RNA from Somion occarium, 1088 nucleotides. Lineage: Eukaryota; Fungi; Basidiomycota; Agaricomycetes; Polyporales; Cerrenaceae. The record is from the annotation of a GenBank genome assembly.